GCCGCUUCGAUUAUCGACCCGUUGCAUAAGUGACUUGGUGAAUCGAAUCCCGCAGAAGUUCCUUACACCUAUAUAUAUGUCCAGUGCCCAAUCGCACAGUGAGCCAACGGUCGUCUACUAUCCCAGCACUAUACUACAAUGUACCAAUUCACCGAAAAAGUUGCAGAACAAUGCGGCAUUCCUUUCUGCACCAUAUUAAAACACCUUGGAAACGCUCUCAGUGCCCUAUUUGAAAAGCUCAAGAAACAGUUUCCGCCGCCCAGUGAAGCUCCCGGUCAUGAAAAGCGCAUGGACAAGAUGACCACGAUUCUUGAUAGUGUCGAGGAGUGUUUUUUGCAGGUCUUCAGCAAGCUCGGAGUGAGCAAGGAAUUCCUUCAAAGUCUGACAGGUCCUCUCAAAACGGGUGUCAGAUAUGUUGCCGUGACCAUCGGAGAUAUUACCAAGCAGCAUCCAUACCUCGUGGCCGCCCUUGUGUGCAUUGUGAUUGGCGUGCUAUUAUCCCAAUGUCUUCCUGCGAUUCUCGGGUUUGGGCCCUUGGGACCAGUGAAGGGUGGAAUUGCUGCGUGGUUGCAAGGGUGGGUAUUUGGCGGGGCUGUCCCGGCAGGUAGCUGGUUCGCGAUACUUCAGCACAUCGCCAUGGUGUGAGGAGCGUGGUUGUAGAGCUGGAGCGAGGUUCCGUGAGUGUAUGAUCCAUGACUGAAACUGUUGAGACCUGUUACGUUUGUACAAAUAUGACUUACAUGUAUAUGAUUUCUGAUAUGGCAUAUGCUUGAAAUUC
This is a messenger RNA of Suillus fuscotomentosus, 778 nucleotides long. RefSeq lists its product as uncharacterized. The transcript is spliced from 3 exons. NCBI's taxonomy places the organism in Eukaryota, Fungi, Basidiomycota, Agaricomycetes, Boletales, Suillaceae. The record is from RefSeq and is a predicted model, not a curated record. Bases 139 to 645 code for a protein of 168 amino acids.